CUGGCCUACGUGCCCUCUGCGACUGCCCGUAAUGCGGCCAUUGUAUGUGGAUUUACGGGUCUACUAAUUCUAACAUGCUACCUCAUAUUUUCCCCGCGCACUGGCAUGCGCCAGAUUUUGCCCAUCCGUGCGCAAAACGGCAAUGCCGGCGAUGAAGGAAUGAGGGAGCGACUAAGAGAAUGCUCUUGUCCUGAAGUUUCUCCUGUCAGCAAGCCUACGAAAGUGUGGUCCGUGAAAGAGGGCAUCAAUUCGACUAUGCACGAAUGGAGGCCGUACCAGAUCUACUUUGUGGGAGAUCAUUCAUACAAAGAAGCUCAGCAAUCCGGUGACUUCAUGAAGUACGCCGAAGGUCUCUUAACGCAGGCAACACUAUACAUCAACAAGUUGAUCUUGGAUUGCGCAGUGAAGCUCCUUGUUCUAGGAACGACUGUGUUUACACACGAACAAGAACGGAAAUACCUGCGGUCAGAAUCACUGAACCUGACUGGAUUCCUUUCUGAAGAUGAGACGGCGAGGAUAUCUGAUAUAGUGAUCGCACUGUCAAGCUCCCCAGUCAAAGCUACAGAUGCAAACUUCUUCGCCCAAAAGAGCGAAUCUCUAUGCACCAAGGACAAGUUCAUCGUAAUUAUUACAUCGCCGUUCAAUUACUAUGACUUGGAUUCCUCCAUUAGUCUCGCCCUGGUUAAAACGUUGGGCUUCCCAGGGCACCCCUGCCUUGGAAUUAGCGUACAGAUGAACUCAUGCUGCAGAGUGAUGAAAAACUUGUAUAAAUACGGAAGCUGAGAGACAGUGGGGACCGUACCUACUUCGUGAAAUAUUUCCGAAUGGGUCCCGAACAGUUCGAUAUUUUGCACAGACUGGUGGAAAAGGACCUAACAAAGGCUCACUUGUGCAGAGAGCCAAUAUCUUCAGCAGAGAGGUUGGCAUUUACACUGAGGUAUCUCUCGUCUGGAAUAGACUUCAAAGAUGUUGCAAUGGCCUAUAGGGUUGGUAUAGAAACAGCUCGAGAGGCCAUUCAUUUAACCUGCGGUGUCCUGUGGGAGAAACUUAAGGACUUGUACAUGAAGCCACCAAGUCCGACAGAAUGGGCAGAGAUCUCAAGGGGUUUUGCAGAGCGAUGGCAGUUCCGCAACUGCAUUGGGGAUGUCGAUGGAAAGCAUGUCAGGAUUGUAGCACCCAAGCGCACUGGCUCCCUGUACUACAACUAUAAGGGCACGUUUUCUGUAGUGUUGAUGGCUGUUGUGGACAGCCGUUACAGAUUCGUGCUCAUCGACGUUGGAGCAGAAGGCCGUCAGAGUGAUUCCGGCGUCUUCAAAGCAUCGCCAAUUGGACACCAUCUUGAGAGUGGAACAUUGGGCAUUCCAGGGAUUAAAAAGUUGCCCAACAGUGACCUCCUGGUGCCUCAUGUGUUCAUCGGUGAUGAGGCGUUUCAGCUUCGACGUGACUUCUUGAGGCCUUAUUCAGGUCUUAAUCAGCCAACAGAAAGGAGGGCGUUCAACCUUCGACUG
Molecule: messenger RNA, 1508 nt
Organism: Ornithodoros turicata
Lineage: Eukaryota; Metazoa; Arthropoda; Arachnida; Ixodida; Argasidae
Exons: 12
Coding region: 106-783 (225 amino acids)
Source: RefSeq, a predicted model, not a curated record